AUGAGGACCCUCAAACUUCAGCUCGUCUACUUUCUAACAAGGAACAUCCCUCAGUCGGAUAUCCGAGAGUCCAGAGCUGUUCGGGACGUUGCUUUCGACUCUUACCACCGUCCACUUCUUCUCAGCACUAAGAUACGAUUCCACAAGAGAAACCGAGGAGUAACUCCUCAACCAAAAAUCGACAUGGGAGGUCUGAAAAACGAAGAAUGCAGAACAAACUUCCGCCAACAUGUGACUAUCCAUGUACGGACUAGGAAGAAGCUUUGUGAUACGGAUUCCUUCGCAAAGUGCAUCCAGGACGCUGCAAGGGAAACGCUCCCGGUUCUGUUGCCGCGAAAGAAGUUUGCCUUUGCAUCUGUGGAAACAAAAUCCACGUACAAUUCUGUAUGUAUCAACCGCAACACUGGCGAUUUCAACGAGGAAAAGUGUCUUAGAAGGAAGUUGCGCCAUCAACUGCAACAAGAUCGCGAGAACGAGUGGACGUCAAGAGCAAAGGAGUUUGAAAAGGCGUGGGAAGACGAUAACCCAGCAGAAGACCUGUACUUUAUUGAAGCAGUAUAG
This is a messenger RNA of Necator americanus (New World hookworm), 561 nucleotides long. RefSeq lists its product as uncharacterized. The transcript has a single exon. Bases 1 to 561 code for a protein of 186 amino acids. The record is from RefSeq and is a predicted model, not a curated record. NCBI's taxonomy places the organism in Eukaryota, Metazoa, Nematoda, Chromadorea, Rhabditida, Ancylostomatidae.